Molecule: messenger RNA, 864 nt
Organism: Lathyrus sativus (Indian pea)
Lineage: Eukaryota; Viridiplantae; Streptophyta; Magnoliopsida; Fabales; Fabaceae
Source: the annotation of a GenBank genome assembly
AUGGGUAAAGAUGUUGAGGUUCAAGAACAAGGUGCUGAAUUCUCAGCUAAGGAUUACCAAGAUCCACCACCAGCACCUAUUUUUGAUGCUGCUGAGUUUACAAAAUGGUCUUUGUACAGAGCUGUUAUAGCAGAGUUUGUAGCAACUCUUCUUUUUCUUUACAUCACUGUUUUGACCAUUAUUGGUUACAAACGACAAUCUGAUACCAGUAUUAAAGGUAACACUGAGUGUGAUGGUGUUGGGCUUUUGGGUAUUGCUUGGGCUUUUGGUGGUAUGAUCUUUGUCCUUGUUUACUGCACCGCCGGUAUCUCAGGAGGACACAUAAAUCCAGCAGUGACGUUUGGACUAUUUGUGGGACGCAAGGUGUCUUUAAUAAGGGCAGUACUAUACAUAAUAGCACAAUGUUUAGGUGCAAUUUGCGGUGCUGGACUUGCCAAGGGGUUCCAAAAAUCAUACUACAACAGGUAUGGUGGAGGAGCUAACUCCGUUUCUGAUGGUUACAGUAAAGGCACUGCUUUGGGUGCUGAGAUUAUUGGCACCUUUGUGCUAGUCUACACUGUUUUCUCUGCUACUGAUCCUAAGAGAAGUGCCAGGGAUUCUCAUGUUCCUGUAUUGGCACCACUUCCCAUUGGAUUUGCCGUGUUCAUGGUUCACUUGGCAACAAUCCCCGUCACCGGAACUGGUAUUAACCCCGCUAGGAGUUUCGGACCCGCCGUUAUCUUCAACAACGACAAAAUUUGGGAUGACCAGUGGAUUUAUUGGGUUGGACCAUUUAUUGGUGCUGCAGUGGCUGCAAUCUACCACCAAUACAUUCUAAGAGGAUCAGCAAUUAAAGCUCUUGGAUCCUUCAGGAGCAAUGCUUAA